AUUUUAGUUUAAAAUAUUGAGUUAGAAUAUAAUGACAAAUUAGUUAUUAGUCCUAAAGAAAACAAAGAAGAAAAUGUGCAAACACGGUUAAGUUUCAGUGAAAAGAGAAAGAGGGCGUAUCAUUUCCCGCCAAAUGAAAGCAAGGCGCCAACACAUCCCCUCCUCUUCUCUUCUUUACUCUUCACUCUCUCAAACCUAACCCUAAAACACAGACCCUUCACUUGUAUUUAUUAUUAUUUUUUUUUUACAAUUUCAAAAAAAACAAAGAUGAAAGGAGGCACAGUUCAGAUAAAUUGGCACGACACCAAACCCGUUCUAACCCUAGACUUCCACCCCAUCUCCUGUCUUCUCGCCACCGGCGGCGCCGAUUUUGAUAUCAAGCUAUGGUUGAUUAAUUCAGGCAAAGUGCAGAAGAAAAUCCCAUCUGCUUCAUAUCAAAGUAGUCUUUCUUACCAUGGCUCCGCUGUUAAUGCCCUUCGGUUUUCUCCCUCCGGAGAACAACUUGCCUCUGGUGCUGAUGGAGGUGAGCUGAUCAUAUGGAAAUUGCACGCUACAGAAACUGGUCAAAGUUGGAAAGUUUUCAAGAGUCUGUUAUUUCACCGGAAAGAUGUUCUAGACUUGCAAUGGUCAACUGAUGGUGCGUUUCUCAUCUCUGGAUCUGUUGAUAAUUCUUGCAUCAUAUGGGAUGUUAACAAAGGUUCUGUCCAUCAGAUAUUGGAUGGUCAUUUCCAUUAUGUCCAAGGUGUUGCCUGGGAUCCCUUGUCCAAGUAUGUUGCUUCUCUAAGUUCUGAUAGGACUUGCCGAAUUUAUGUCAAUAAGCCUCAAACCAAAACAAAGGGUGUUGAGAAGUUGAAUUAUAUCUGUCAGCAUACCAUAGUCAAGGCAGAACAGCAAUCGACAGAUGAUGCUAAGUCUGUAAAAAACCACCUCUUUCAUGAUGAAACACUGCCAUCAUUCUUCCGUCGAUUAGCCUGGUCACCUGAUGGAUCAUUUUUACUAGUGCCAGCAGGUUCUUAUAAAAUGUCAGCUUCAACUGAAACAGUAAACACUAGUUAUGUCUUUUCCAGAAAGGACCUUUCGAGACCUUCUUUGCAGCUCCCUAGUGCUAGCAAACCAGUUGUUGCAGUUCGUUUCUGCCCUUUAGCUUUCAACCUUCGGGCAUCAAACCCAGCUGGCUUUUUCAAGCUUCCUUACCGCAUUGUUUUUGCUGUUGCAACUUUGAAUUCGUUGUAUAUUUACGAUACAGAGAGUAUUCCUCCAAUAGCAAUUUUGGCUGGUCUUCAUUAUGCUGUGAUAACUGACAUUGCAUGGUCAUAUGACGCAGGUUAUUUAGCAUUGUCAUCUCAAGAUGGUUACUGUACUUUGGUAGAAUUUGAGAAGGACGAACUGGGACUACCCAUUUCUUUUUCAGAACCUAAAAUCAUGAACGUUGAGAACAAGAGCCCCAUUGUACAUAAACCUGAUGACAUGGUGAUUGAAGCUGCCAGAGUUGAUGAUUCAAUUACGGCAGAUAACACAAAGGCGGAAUGUACAGAAAGGUUAGAAGGGAAACAGGCAUCACCGAGUUUGAUGAAUGCUCCCAUCUCAAAUAAGCCAGCCAAGAGGCGUAUUACUCCCAUGGCAAUCGAUCCAUGAUUUUGUCAUGCUAUAAUCGGUCAAUCUUCUGCAGUUGAUAUGCCAAGCUUUCCAUCUGCAAGGUGCUGAAUUGGUUAUCAUCCGUUUAAAACUGGAUGUAUCAUGUAUGGUAUACAUAAUUGAAUGCAACCUAUGGUUCGUGAAAAAUUGCAGUAUACAUGCUGUUAGUAACUUCAAAAAUACAUUCAUUCAACUGAACAAGACAACUAUGAUAUCAAACAAAUUAGCAAAAGAAAUGGACACAUUAUUGUACACAAGUGGAUUUUUUUCCUUUUU
Messenger RNA from Durio zibethinus, 1911 nucleotides. RefSeq names its product Transducin/WD40 repeat-like superfamily protein (gene FAS2). Gene Ontology annotation, cellular component: CAF-1 complex; nucleus. Gene Ontology annotation, molecular function: protein binding. The record is from RefSeq and is a predicted model, not a curated record. Gene Ontology annotation, biological process: DNA replication-dependent chromatin assembly; nucleosome assembly. NCBI's taxonomy places the organism in Eukaryota, Viridiplantae, Streptophyta, Magnoliopsida, Malvales, Malvaceae.